Camellia sinensis is the source of this 2893-nucleotide messenger RNA. RefSeq names its product G-type lectin S-receptor-like serine/threonine-protein kinase RKS1. Gene Ontology annotation, molecular function: ATP binding; protein serine/threonine kinase activity. Gene Ontology annotation, cellular component: plasma membrane. The record is from RefSeq and is a predicted model, not a curated record. Gene Ontology annotation, biological process: protein phosphorylation; recognition of pollen. NCBI's taxonomy places the organism in Eukaryota, Viridiplantae, Streptophyta, Magnoliopsida, Ericales, Theaceae.
UUACAAUAAUUUAUAAUUCAGAAAUAAAAUUAUGCUAUUUGAAGGAUGUGUACUGUAAAAUUUUCGGUAUGACAUAUUACUAUAUUAGUAGUGAAAACAAAAGGAAAAUCGGUGAUAUUGAAAUGAAACCUACAAGAAUAAGACAGUUGUGGAAUACUAACAAACAAAAACCUUCGGAAAACUAAUUAUUAACCAGAUCACCAUGUCUCAUGAAACCAACCUCCUCAUGAGUUCUUUUAUUCUUCUCCUCCUUCUCCAAUUUUGCACGGCCAGAGACACCAUAACAACAAUCCAAUCUCUCAAGGAUGGUCAAUUCUUAGUCUCCGACAACGAGACCUUCGCACUCGGGUUCUUCAGCCCUGGCAAGUCCACCAACCGGUACCUUGGAAUAUGGUACAACAAUGUUUCAGAACAAACUGUGGUGUGGGUUGCAAACAGAGACAAGCCAAUCAAUGACACAUCAGGAGUUCUCUCCUUCGACAACACCGGAAACCUCGUCAUUCACGGUCCGAAUAAGAAAAUCCCGGUCUGGUCGACCAAUGUGUCGGCCUCGGGGAAUGUCUUUUCAGCUCAAUUGUUGAAUUCAGGGAAUUUGGUGGUGUUUCAAGGUGAUAGUAAGGGGGCUGUCGUGUGGCAGAGUUUUGAUUAUCCUACCGACACCAUGCUUCCUUUAAUGAAACUUGGGGUGGACCGGAGAACCCAACUGAACAGGUUUCUGACAUCUUGGAAGUCACGUGAUGAUCCGGGAAUCGGAGAGUACUCGUUCAAAAUAGACCUUAUUGGGUAUCCGGAGUUUUUUUUGUAUAAGGGUUUGGUCCAGUUAUGGAGAACCGGACCGUGGAAUGGGGUUAGAUGGAGUGGGGUACCAGAGAUGGCACCCAAUGUUAUCCUCGAUUUCAGCUUCGUCGACAAUCAAAACGAGGUUUCCAUGUCAGACGUCAUCCAUGAUGCUUCGAUUUUCUCAAGAAUGGUUGUGAGUGAAUCGGGGACAAUAGAGAGGCAGAUAUGGCAUGGGGACCACCAACAAUGGAUUGGGGUCUGGUCGGCCCCCAAGGAUCAAUGCGACUACUACAGUCAUUGUGGUGCAAAUGGCAACUGUGACUCGUCUGUGAAUGCUACGGCGUUCGAGUGCAGGUGUCUACCAGGGUUCGAGCCCAAGUUGGCACGUGACUGGUACUUAAGGGACGGGUCAAGCGGAUGCAAAAGAAAACGUAGAGGAGGCACGUGUCAAAAUCAAGAGGGUUUUAUCAAAAUGGCACGUGCUAAGUUACCAUACACUUUGACAGCACUUUUCAAUAAAACUAUUGGAUUAAAAGAAUGUGAAUCAGAGUGCUUGAAGAGCUGUUCAUGCCAAGGGUAUAGCAGUGCAGAGAUCUCACUUGGGGGGAUUGAGAGUGGAUGUGUGACGUGGCAUGGGGACUUGAUGGACACAAGAGAGUUUUCAAGUGGAGGCCAAGAUUUAUACAUACGCGUUGAUGCUGUCGAAUUAGCCCAAUAUUUGAAGUCACAACAAUCUCAUGCCAAGAAGGGCGUGGUGGUGGCAAUUGUAGUGUCCUCUGUUGCAGCUUUGUUUUUUGUAAUCUGGCUACUUUCUUGGUUGGUGAUGAGGAAGAGAAAAGUAAAAAGACGACAGAACAACUUGUUAUUUAGUUCCAACAGCUCAACAUCCUUUAAAACCAUCCAAACGGGAAAUCAAUUUGAUGAAAGUGAAACAAAUGCCGAAUUACCACUUUUUGCUCUAACCACCAUUGUUGCCGCCACUGAAAAUUUUUCUUCCUCGAACAAGCUCGGUCAAGGUGGCUUUGGAACAGUGUAUAAGGGUCGGUUACAUAAUGGACAAGAAAUAGCGGUCAAAAGGCUAGCAAAAAAUUCGGGCCAAGGGGUGAAGGAAUUCAAAAAUGAAGUUACACUUAUUGCUAGACUCCAACAUAGAAAUCUAGUGAGACUAUUGGGAUGUUGCAUUCAACAAGACGAGAAAAUGUUGAUCUAUGAAUACCUGCCAAACAAAAGCUUAGACUCUUUCAUCUUUGAUAAAACAAAAGGCUCAUCUCUAGAGUGGAGAAAGCGCUUCGAGAUCAUUUUGGGAAUUGCUCGUGGGAUGGUAUACCUUCACCAAGACUCUAGACUAAGAAUAAUCCAUAGGGACCUAAAAGCAAGUAAUGUUUUACUCGAUGCUUCAAUGAACCCCAAAAUAUCAGACUUUGGUAUGGCUAAAAUAUUUGGAGCGAACCAGAUUGAAGCUAACACAAAUAGGGUGGUUGGAACAUAUGGUUAUAUGUCACCAGAGUAUGCAAUGGAAGGGCUUUUUUCUAUAAAAUCAGAUGUAUUUAGCUUUGGAGUUUUAUUAUUAGAGAUCAUUAGUGGCAGAAAAAACAACAGUUAUAAUCAAGACAAUUUUGUGAAUUUGAUUGGACAUGUUUGGAACUUAUGGGGAGAAGAAAAAGCCCUGGAUAUAGUUGAUUCAUCGUUAGCCAAGUCGUGUUCAAGUCAAGAAGUUUUGAGAUGCAUUCACAUCGGUCUCUUGUGCAUGCAAGAAUUUAGCACUGAUCGACCAACUAUGUCAGAUGUUGCUUUCAUGUUGUGUAACGAAACAACCUUGCCUCCUUCUAAACAACCGGCAUUCGUCUUUAACAAACCUGGCGGUCCACACUCGUUUGUAGCAAAUGGUGGAGCUCCAUCUAUAAAUGAUAUUACACUUACUACGAUUCAAGCUCGAUGAAUGCUCUCACUGUACACUAAUAUUUUGCACUUAAUACAUAGUAUUCUUGCUUCCUCUUGCAACAUAAUUAAAUGUAUCUAACUUAUGCAUGCUAUCAUCAGUUUUUCAAAGUAAUUGUAAUUAUUUUAGUAGUUACACCAUUUGUUUUCUCUUGGAGGCCACAGAUAAUAUUUA